AUGGUUAGGAAGCAGGUUUGCUCUUGGAAUGCUAUGAUUUCUUCCCUAGCUUUGAAUGGAAGAGAGAAGCAGGCAUUAACGAUGUAUGAGAAGAUGAGGGCAAAGGGGCUGCAACCAAAUGAGAUUACCUUCGUGGCUGUUCUAUCAGCAUGUGCGCGUGCCAAGCUUGUCGAUUUCGGUUUUAAAUUGUUUGAAACAAUGUCACAUGAAUUUGGACUUGUAGCUAAGAUGGAACAUUAUGGUUGUGUGGUUGAUCUCUUAGGGAGAGCUGGGCUACUACUGGAAGCGUACGACUUCAUAAAGAAGAUGCCUUUUGAAGUUGAUGCCACUGUCUUGGGGGCUCUGAUGGGUGCUCGUAGACUUCAUGGAGCUAUUGAAUUGGGAAAAGAAGUAGCACAACUACUGCUUGAGUCACAACCGAAUCAUUCAGGGCGUUAUGUGAAACUCUCAAGCAUUUAUGCUGGCGCAGAGAGGUGGGAUCAUGCUGUCUGCAUUGAGGAAAGAAAUGUCAGAUACUGGAAUACACAAGGUUCCAGCCCACAGUUUUAUUUAGUGGAGCUUAUAACUGCCACAGCUUGGUGA
Solanum dulcamara is the source of this 582-nucleotide messenger RNA. RefSeq names its product putative pentatricopeptide repeat-containing protein At1g10330. The transcript has a single exon. NCBI's taxonomy places the organism in Eukaryota, Viridiplantae, Streptophyta, Magnoliopsida, Solanales, Solanaceae. The record is from RefSeq and is a predicted model, not a curated record. Gene Ontology annotation, molecular function: RNA binding; protein binding. Gene Ontology annotation, biological process: RNA modification. Bases 1 to 582 code for a protein of 193 amino acids.